GGAGAAAGUGAAAGCGAAACAGACAGCGAAACAGACAUGUCAUAAAUCGACAUGAGGCCCCUGCCAGUGCUGUUGUGUCGACUUGUGGAGGGUAUUAUGGCCUUCUUCAACGACAACGAAGGUUAUUCUGUGUUUGAGUGGUUUUUACGCUCUCCUGGUAUCAUAUGGCGCUGUAUGAGAAGACUUUGUAGUUUAAUAGUAAACGCAUCGAUACCGAUAAGAUGGCGAUCGAAUUACGAAAGCCCGGAAGAGCCUAAAACAAACCCCGAAGUCAACUUUCCAGCGAGUAGUUCCCCCAAAGAUGUAGAGCAGUCCCGCGGUAAUGGUCCACCGAAGAGGUCUGCCGACUACAACCGAGAUCUGACCCCCAAGGAGCGGCAGGGGUUUGACCGAAGCGUCCGGGAGUCUGAAGAAGUUGUUGCGCAGUUAACCGAAGAUGAAGAUGAGUCUGAGAAAGAUGGUCGAGAGUUUCGCGUUGAUUCCUCAGAUGAGUUUUACUGUGGCUAUGACUCCACCUGGGAGACAGAGGACCAGGAGCAGAGAUGCAGCGGGACAAGGCGACCUGCAGCCAGGCAUUACAAGUUCAGCAGGUUUGAGAAUGCCGCAAAAGACAUGCAGAACUACAGACAUGACUACCCUUCUCUGAGCAAGAUGUCACGCGGGAAAGAGUCGGGUGACCAGCCUAAUCUGAAGUUUCAGCUCGGGAUGAUGCGUUCUGUACCUGACGAUGCUUUCAUAAAGGAUUUCCACAAUGAAUGGUAUAGAGAUUAUAAUAGACUGGAGAGUGAACACUCCUACAUUCAAUGGUUGUUCCCACUGCAGGAACCAGGGAUGAACUAUCAGGCAAGAACACUGACGAAAGGCGAAAUAAAGGACAUUUGUCAAAGCAGCCUGGCAUUGGAGAAUCUGUUGGAGUCCUAUAAGCUCAUGUUGGACUUCUAUGGUAUCGAGUUGCUUAAUGAGCAAACAGGAGAAUUGACGAGAGGGCUGAACUGGAAAGCAAGAUUCAACAACCUUAACAGUCACACUCACAACAACCUGCGCAUCACCCGCAUCCUGAAGUGCCUGGGAACCCUGGGGUACCCUCACUACCAAGCCCCCCUGGUGCACUUCUUCCUGGAGGAGACCCUCGUCAACAGAGAGCUGCCACAAAUCAAGGAUAGUGUUCUCAGCUACUUUGUGUUUGCGGUCCUCAGUAAGAGACAACGUAGGGGACUCAUCAAGUUCGCCUAUUUGAACUAUGACCGUAAAGAUGAGUUUGUGUGGUGCCCAAAGAAAAUUCAAAUGAUGUGGUCACGGGAGUCAGUGUCUCGGCAAAAAACAUACUUAUGAUCUUCACAUGCAUCCCCUUGAGUAUGGUGAACGAAUAGGAAACCAACGACAAUUAAGCUCUUAAAGUAUUUUCUGUCAAUGUUCCCCAAAUUCAAUCUACAUACUUAGAUUUACAAUACUGUAUCCAUAAUAUGCAACUACAUACUAAUGCGGAGAACUGAAUGUAAUAAACAUAUCAUCACACAUUCAGGAAUCCAUUUAAGGAAAUAUUAACAAGAAUUAGUAUGCAGUUUGUUUUGAGUAUACUGUAAACACACUGCAUACUUUAAACAAGCAUGAUCAGAAUGUAAAAUAUUUAGCCAUGAUACUACUAUUACUAUUUUUGUUUCAUUAAAUGUUAUUCUUAUACGGGUUUAUAUAAAGAAAGCCGUUCUAAACUGGGUGAAACGGUUUAAAUCAGCAAGUGCUAUUGAAUCUUAAGUGCCUACGAUUCAGAAGUAGUGAAAAUGUUCUUUUUUUUUCACUAAACCUGAAAUGUUUAUCCAACUUA
This is a messenger RNA of Notothenia coriiceps (black rockcod), 1822 nucleotides long. RefSeq names its product opioid growth factor receptor-like. The coding region runs from base 52 to 1332 and encodes 426 amino acids. Lineage: Eukaryota; Metazoa; Chordata; Actinopteri; Perciformes; Nototheniidae. The record is from RefSeq and is a predicted model, not a curated record. The transcript is spliced from 8 exons. Gene Ontology annotation, cellular component: membrane. Gene Ontology annotation, molecular function: opioid growth factor receptor activity.